UUAUCUUGUCUGUGGGCCGGUGGCUGGAUCGGCGAAGCAAGUUCCAUACGAUUGCCGUCGACCACGAGCCAUUACCAGCUUCUCCCCGCUCUUUCGUCGGCGUUCUUGCUUCUUGUUCACGGUGUGAAAUCUCAUCUGCUGUACGUCGGUUCCCUUUCUGGAAAUAUUGGAGGACGUAGUUUGAUCCGAGAUAUUCUUCAAUUUGGUGCUGAAUUGUUUACGACCUGGGAGGCUUUAUAAAUCUUCUAGCGAAGUUUAGAAAAUGGCUACUUUGGCUGAUUCUUUUCUAGCAGAUCUUGAUGAACUCUCUGAUGAAGACAAUUUUCUGUUAUUGGAUGAUUACAGGAUGAAGAAGAUGCUGAUGCCGAAAAUAUGGAAGAGGAUAUUGAUGGGGAUCUUGCAGAUCUAGAAAGCCUUAAUUAUGAUGAUCUGGAUAGUGUAUCAAAAUUGCAGAAAACACAGAGAUACAAUGAUAUUAUGCAGAAAGUGGCAGAUGCAUUGGAGAUGGAUUCUAAUGUCUCAAAUCAGGGAUUUGUAUUAGAAGAUGAUCCUGAGUACCAACUGAUUGUAGAGUGUAAUGCCUUGUCAGUGGAUAUUGAGAAUGAGAUUAUUAUUAUUCACAAUUUUAUACGUGAUAAAUAUCGACUAAAAUUUCCAGAGCUUGAAUCACUUGUGCACCAUCCAAUCGAUUAUGCUCGAGUUGUUAAGAAGAUUGGGAAUGAAAUGGAUUUGACUCUUGUAGAUUUAGAAGGGCUUUUACCCUCUGCUGUCAUUAUGGUUGUCUCUGUUACAGCAUCUACCACAAGUGGCAAGCCACUUCCGGAGGAAAUUCUCCAGAAAACAAUUGAUGCAUGUGAUCGAGCUCUUACUUUAGAUUCGGCAAAGAAAAUGGUCCUUAAUUUUGUUGAAAGUAGAAUGGGAUAUAUUGCACCAAAUCUUUCAGCGAUAGUUGGAAGUGCUGUUGCAGCAAAACUAAUGGGAACUGCUGGUGGUCUUGUUGCCUUAGCUAAGAUGCCUGCUUGCAAUGUUCAGCUUCUUGGUGCAAAGAAAAAAAACCUUGCUGGGUUUUCCACAGCGACCUCACAAUUUCGAGUAGGUUAUAUUGAGCAAACUGAGAUAUUCCAAUCAACACCUCCUCCUUUGAAGAUGCGUGCUUGUCGACUCAUAGCGGCAAAGUCAACACUUGCAGCACGAGUUGACUCCACCAGGGGUGACCCUACAGGAAAGACUGGUAGAGUCUUCAAAGAUGAGAUCCUUAAGAAAAUUGAGAAGUGGCAAGAACCUCCACCUGCAAAACAACCAAAACCUCUUCCGGUCCCUGAUUCUGAACCCAAAAAGAAGAGAGGUGGCCGUCGAUUAAGGAAGAUGAAGGAAAGGUAUGCAACAACGGAGAUGAGGAAGCUAGCUAACAGGAUGCAGUUUGGGGUGCCUGAAGAGAGUUCUUUAGGAGAUGGAUUGGGGGAAGGGUAUGGAAUGCUUGGUCAGGCUGGGAGUGGCAAGUUGCGUGUGUCAGCUGCUCAGAGCAAGCUUGCCGCAAAAGUUGUUAAGAAGUUCAAGGAAAAACGCUAUGGAAGCAGUGGUGCUACAUCCGGGCUGACCUCAAGUUUGGCAUUUACUCCAGUACAAGGAAUCGAGCUGUCGAAUCCUCAGGCCCAUUUGAACCAGCUAGGCGGUGGAACUCAAAGCACCUACUUUUCUGAAACAGGAACAUUUUCAAAGAUUAGGAAAAACUGAGUCAUUAGACCAUCAAGCUUUAUGUUUCGUGCCCAUGCUGUAAUCAUACAUGGAUAUGGCUUACGAUUAGGCUUUGGAAUUCAGUACUAACAGAAAGCCACAGGAGUUUAUGUUUUUAUAACUCAGAAUGUUUCUUAUUCCUGCUUGCUUGAUCUUUUUUGGCUUUAGUUGACUGAUUAGUGAUUAUCCUUUUGGCCGGCGUUAAUAUUAUAUGGGAUGCCAUACACUAUAA
Messenger RNA from Cucurbita pepo subsp. pepo (vegetable marrow), 1966 nucleotides. RefSeq names its product U4/U6 small nuclear ribonucleoprotein Prp31 homolog. The record is from RefSeq and is a predicted model, not a curated record. Gene Ontology annotation, biological process: mRNA splicing, via spliceosome; spliceosomal tri-snRNP complex assembly. Lineage: Eukaryota; Viridiplantae; Streptophyta; Magnoliopsida; Cucurbitales; Cucurbitaceae. Gene Ontology annotation, cellular component: precatalytic spliceosome; U4/U6 x U5 tri-snRNP complex; U4 snRNP.